CGUUCCGCGUCCCUUCUCCGCCAGCGUUUGCAAAUGAAAAUGGAGGAUAUGUCUUUGUCUGGCCUGGAUAACAGCAAGCUGGAGGCCAUCGCGCACGAGAUCUACACGGAGCUGGUGGAGGAUGCGUGCCUGGGGCUCUGCUUCGAGGUGCACCGCGCCGUCAAGUGCGGCUACUUCUUCCUGGACGACACGGACCCCGACAGCAUGAAGGACUUCGAGAUCGUGGACCAGCCCGGCGUGGACAUCUUCGGGCAGGUGUACAACCAGUGGAAGAACAAGGAGUGCGUGUGCCCCAACUGCAGCCGCAGCAUCGCCGCCUCCCGCUUCGCCCCGCACCUGGAGAAGUGCCUGGGCAUGGGCCGCAACAGCAGCCGCAUCGCCAACCGCAGGAUCGCGAGCAGCAACAACAUGAACAAGUCGGAGAGCGACCAGGAGGACAACGACGACAUCAACGACAACGACUGGUCCUACGGCUCCGAGAAGAAAGCAAAGAAGAGGAAGUCGGAUAAGGUGAGUGCCGGGGAGCGGGCGGCGGCCCUGGGCGGGCCCCUCGUGGACCCGCCACCCCACGGCCCCCCACGGCUCUCCUUGCAGAACCCCAACUCGCCGCGGCGCUCCAAGGCCCUCAAGCACAAGAACGGCGAGCUCGGCGGGAACCCCGAUCCCUUCAAGUACAGCAACUCGGCGGGCAUCAGCUACGAGACACUGGGCCCCGAGGAGCUGCGCACGCUGCUCACCACGCAAUGCGGGGUCAUCUCCGAGCACACCAAGAAGAUGUGCACGAGGUCCCUGCGGUGUCCCCAGCACACGGAUGAGCAGCGGAGGUCGGUCCGGGUUUACCUCCUCGGUCCCUCUGCGUCCCUGCCCGAGGCCGAGGGCAGCGUGGAGAACGACGGCUUCGACGUGGCCGAGAGCCAGGCCCUCAUGAGCCGCCUGCAGUGGGACGGCGCCUCCGACAUCUCGCCCUCCGACUCGGCCUCCUCCAAAGCCAGCACCAACAACUCGGAGUCGCGCAAGACCAAGAAGAAGAAGCCCCACCUGGGGCUGGUGAGCGGCGCCCCGGCGCUCGGCCCCAGCAAGAAGAAGAAGCCGAAGCCGCCGGCCCCCCACACCCCCAGCAUCUACGACGACAUCAACUGAGCGCCGCCGCGCCGGGGGGCCCGGGGGGCCGCGGGCGGACACACACGGACAGAGCGGCCGCGGGCCCCUGCAGGCACCCGGAGCGGAGCACGGAGGACUCGGCCACCCCGCGGGGGUGGCAGGGGGCUGCGGGGGAGAGGCUGGAUGUGUCCCC
Nothoprocta perdicaria is the source of this 1294-nucleotide messenger RNA. RefSeq names its product ataxin 7 like 3 (gene ATXN7L3). The coding region runs from base 34 to 1140 and encodes 368 amino acids. The record is from RefSeq and is a predicted model, not a curated record. Gene Ontology annotation, molecular function: transcription coactivator activity. Gene Ontology annotation, biological process: positive regulation of DNA-templated transcription; regulation of transcription by RNA polymerase II. The transcript has 11 exons. Lineage: Eukaryota; Metazoa; Chordata; Aves; Tinamiformes; Tinamidae. Gene Ontology annotation, cellular component: DUBm complex; SAGA complex.